GCGGGGCGAGCCGGUGAGAGCCGGAAGAGCUUCCGGCAGACUUCAACUUUACCUUUGCACUGUGCAGAGCUUCCCUUAGCCGUCCGCAGCAUUCAUACCUCGUUUCAAGCCCCGAUCCACCAAAGCUGCUUUCUCGAUAGGAAGCGGCAAUGGCAAUGUCUGUGGAUUUUAAAACCAAUGCAGAUCAGGCCUGUAGAGCUGCUGAAGAGUUUGUCAAUAUUUACUAUGAGACCAUAGAUAAAAGAAGAAGGGUACUGACUAGAUUGUACCUUGAUACAGCUACUUUAGUUUGGAAUGGAAAUGCCAUAUCUGGACUAAAUGCUUUGAGUGAAUUUUUUGAGACUUUGCCUUCCAGUGAGUUUCAGAUCAGUGUGGUAGACUGCCAACCUGUUCAUGAGCAAGCGACUCAGAGUCAAACAACCGUCCUUGUGGUGACCUGUGGAACAGUGAAAUUUGAUGGGAACAAACAGCGCUAUUUCAACCAGAAUUUCCUGUUGACUGCCCAAGUCAUGCCAAACAGCACCGUGUGGAAGAUCGCAAGUGACUGCUUCCGGUUCCAGGAUUAGGCUAAUUAGGCCUGGCCAAAAAUGGGACUCUCUUGUCUCUGGCCCAAAUGCUCCAGUAUUCUUUCUUUAAAAUGUCUGAAAUUCAUUCAUGUUUUCCUGUCGUCCAGUUCGUUUCAAAAGUGCUGUAAACCCAGGGUGCUCCAGAGCGGAUAUGUCUUUCAAAAUGGCUUAAAUUCCUAGUAGCAACUUUCAUGGUCACUCUCAAAAGCAGUGGAAUUGUGUUUAGCUGUAACACGCCUUUUAAAUACUCGGUAACUGAAAUGCUGAGCGAUGACUGCUUUGUUAAAAGAGUAACUACCCCAAGAUAACAAACAGUAUAAACCUGAUCCCUCACAAAGAUGGAAUUCUUUGUGUCCAUGAGCCCUCUCAUUAGCUUAGCAUCACACCAUGGGAUGUACAGGGUUGUACAGGGUAAAUAAUAUACAAACACUCACCUCCAUUCAGUAAACAUGAAAGUGCCCUCAACUUAGGACCCAUCUAAGUCAGGACAAUCAAAACACUGUUGAUUUUUACUGGCUGGGUUUUCAUAACUGCUCAGAUGUUUUGGAAAUGUACUUGUGAAGUGAUGUUCAGAUUGUGAAUUUUAAUGAAUUAUAAAGUUAAUAUUAAAAACCAGUAGAACCAAACUAUUUGUGAAACUAGAUAUAUUUGAAUAAAAGAGUUUGAAUGCA
Messenger RNA from Vombatus ursinus (common wombat), 1237 nucleotides. Its product is annotated as NTF2-related export protein 2-like. Lineage: Eukaryota; Metazoa; Chordata; Mammalia; Diprotodontia; Vombatidae. The record is from RefSeq and is a predicted model, not a curated record. The coding region runs from base 150 to 566 and encodes 138 amino acids. Gene Ontology annotation, biological process: protein import into nucleus. The transcript is spliced from 4 exons. Gene Ontology annotation, cellular component: nuclear pore central transport channel.